AUGCUGGUGAUCCUGUGGGACCCUGACACUCUCCUCCACCAGACCGUCGAACUCCUGGGCUCGAAGCUCAUCCCUGCACUCGAGUCGCCCGAACGACUCGAAGCAAUCCUGAAAGCUUUGCGCUCUUCCAAAUAUGAGCUUCGCACGAUUGAGUUUGCGUCUCCUCAGGACGACCGUCGAAUCACUCGGCUGCUGGAAUUCACCUCGGCGACUCACUCCCCGGACUAUUUGCAACACUUGCGCGAUAUAUUCCAGACAUGGUUAGACGCGGGCUUGAUCAAGCAAGACGGCCACGUCCUGCCAGAAUGCUUCGUCUAUCCCACCACAACCGGGAAGCCCCUACGACCACCCAAAGACCCCUUCGCGCGUGCAGGGUACUAUGCCUUCGACAUGAGCAGCGGCAUCAUGUCAGACAGCUACAAAGCUAUCGUCGCAUCCGCGAAUCUAGCCAGUGAAGGCACAGACAUGCUCGCUGGGUUUGCCAACCUUCCCAACGACAUUGACACGGCGGUAGCACUGUGCAGGCCUCCAGGACAUCACUGCGACGGCCAGCGGGCAGGCGGCUACUGCUACAUCAACAACGCCGCCCUUGCUGUGAGCACGUGGCGGUCAGGGCAUCCGGAGGCGAAAGUCGGCAUCCUCGACAUCGACUUUCAUCACGGCAAUGGGACGCAGGAGAUAUUCUACGCCGAUCCAAGGGUCCUCUAUGUGAGCAUCCAUGGAGAAGAUGAGUUUCCAUACUACACAGGCGCGGCAGACGAAACAGGCAACGGCGAUGCCGAAGGCACAAACAUCAAUCUGCCCCUCAAAGUCGGCAGCUCCAUCGAAGAAUACUUGGAGAAACUCGACUACGGACAGCAGAAACUGGUCGAUUUCAACCCCGACUUCCUCAUCAUCAGCCUCGGGUUCGACACGUUCCAUUCCGAUCCAUUAGGCCAUUUCCAGAUCCACACGGAAGACUACGAGAUCAUCUCGAGGACAACGAGACAUGCGCUCAAGGGCAUACCCACCCUUGUCUUGCUUGAGGGUGGAUAUGUCAUCGACCAACUUGGUGCAAACAUGCUAUCAUUCCUGAAGGGAUGGAACUCUGGCUGA
This is a messenger RNA of Cladophialophora yegresii CBS 114405, 1095 nucleotides long. RefSeq lists its product as uncharacterized. NCBI's taxonomy places the organism in Eukaryota, Fungi, Ascomycota, Eurotiomycetes, Chaetothyriales, Herpotrichiellaceae. The transcript is spliced from 2 exons. Bases 1 to 1095 code for a protein of 364 amino acids. The record is from RefSeq and is a predicted model, not a curated record.